CCUUACGGUGGCGGCGCUACAGCGGACCAGCAGACCGCGGCAUUAGCGCAACGGCGACAGGCACGCAAGACAGGACGGCAACCGGCAAGGCGAUAGUUCGGCGGUGCAGCAUCCAGCAAGCACGGCGCUGAUCUGGGCACUGCAGGACAGGUUCAUCAAUCUAUCAUGUCCUUCGCCGGUGUAUCUGUCAGCGCCAAUGGCAAACUCCUGGGCUCUCCCACCUCUCCUACCACCGCCAGCGACAGCACUAUAGGAUACCACUUGCUCGUCGUGGAAGGCUACUCCCGCAUCAACAGAUCCAUCGCCAUCAAUUCUCGCUAUUUCACAGUGGCGGGCCGCCACUGGAGUAUCUUGUACUACCCCAAUGGCCGCAAAAACCAUGACAUGGAUGGCCCGGGAUCACUUUGUCUUUACCUCGCCGAGGAAGGUGGAAAGCCUGUGAAGGCGCAGUUCGAGUUCAGUUUCAUUGAUGGGACUGACCAGCCGGCGACGGCAUGCAACCAUGCGCAUGCUCAGGAAAUAUUUGAGUUCCAAGACUGGAACCACAUCCCGCACGAAAAGCUCAUCAAAAGAGAGGCCUUGGAGAAACACCUCAAGGGCGAUAGUUUCACAAUUCGGUGUGAUGUCAUUGUUGUGGCGGGGGAUGUGAUCCCCACCACCACUUCUCCCUUCAUCACGGUGCCGCCCUCCGACAUGCAACAGAAUUUCACCGACCUUCUCGUGGCUGGAGAGGGUACAGAUGUGGUCUUCCAGGUCGGUAACGAGGCUUUGGCCGCCCACCGGUGCAUCCUUGCGGCCCGCUCUACCGUCUUCAGGGCGGCCCUCUUCGGCCCCAUGAAGAAAGGCACAUCUCCGACGGUGGUUCAGGUGGAUGACAUGAAUGGGACGGUGUUUAAGGCGAUGCUAGGUUUCAUCUAUGGUGACACGCUACCUUUCCCUGCGGCAGACAAAAACGAAGGCGUCCUGCUGCAGCACCUACUCGUGGCGGUGGACAGGUACGACCUCCGGAGGCUGAGAUUGAUGUGCGAGAAGAAGCUGUGCGAGCACAUCCGUGUGGGCACAGCGACGACCAUUCUGGCCCUUGCGGACCUGCACCACUGUGACGGGCUGAAGAAGGCGUGCUAUGAGUUUCUCCGAUAUCCGGCGAACCUGAGGGCGGUUGUGGAGACGGAAGGUUUUGAACAUCUCUGCAGCAGUUACCCCACUCUUAUGAAGGACAUGCUCCUCGGCGUGCUGCCUUCUAAGUAGUACUAGUUCAUCUUAAUGCAAUUGCUUGCUCUCUUCCAUAUUUCGUAAUCGUCUGUUUAGAUUAGGAGAUGAUUUGUCCAAUAUAUGGUUCUGGUGGGCAUGCAUGUAAUCCGCUGUUCAACUGAAAUAUGCACUUCCCCUUUCAAGACAAUUUGAAACGUGCUGCUGUAAAACAGCUGCAUCUA
Triticum aestivum (bread wheat) is the source of this 1433-nucleotide messenger RNA. RefSeq names its product BTB/POZ and MATH domain-containing protein 2-like. Lineage: Eukaryota; Viridiplantae; Streptophyta; Magnoliopsida; Poales; Poaceae. The record is from RefSeq and is a predicted model, not a curated record. The transcript has 2 exons. Gene Ontology annotation, molecular function: protein binding. The coding region runs from base 166 to 1248 and encodes 360 amino acids. Gene Ontology annotation, biological process: protein ubiquitination.